This is a messenger RNA of Oncorhynchus keta (chum salmon), 5224 nucleotides long. RefSeq names its product probable E3 ubiquitin-protein ligase HERC4. Gene Ontology annotation, biological process: ubiquitin-dependent protein catabolic process; protein ubiquitination. Gene Ontology annotation, molecular function: ubiquitin protein ligase activity. The coding region runs from base 81 to 3125 and encodes 1014 amino acids. The record is from RefSeq and is a predicted model, not a curated record. Lineage: Eukaryota; Metazoa; Chordata; Actinopteri; Salmoniformes; Salmonidae. The transcript has 24 exons.
GGCACAGAAAGACUGCUCUGACCAUCAAGAUUAGCUGAUUAUUGAUACGUUUAUAAGGCGACAAUAAUAACACAUUGACAAUGUUUUCGUGGGGAGAGAACAACCGUGAUGGCUUCGGUUUAGUAAAGUCGAAUGGUUUGGUAAAGGCGAACACGGAUAGUUGCCUAAAUGUCAUACUCACGAAAUCUCCAAUUGCGCAUCUGUCCGCGGGUAAUAAAGUGGUCGCGUUUAUUAGAAGUAAUGGGAAAGUGUCAUUCGCUUGCAGGAUGCACGAGUAUAAAGAUGGGAAAAGGGUCACAUGGAAACUAAAGGGUGUGGAGUGCAGGGAGAAGAUUCUGGCUCUGAGUUGCGGAGAUGCCCAUGUUGUUUUACUGUCUGAGGAGGGCAGAGUUUUUUGUCUUACCUCUGCCUCCAAUGAUCCCAGCCCAGUGGGUAACUUGAAUCAGGUAAUUCAAGUUGCAUGUGGAGACCACCAUUCCAUUGCACUAACCCAAGAUGGUAAAGUGUUCACGUGGGGCCAGAACUCCAGCGGACAGCUGGGUUUGGGGGAGGGAGAGCCCAGCACCUUGUCUCCCCAGCCUGUCAAGUCUUUGUCAGGGAUCCCCCUGGCUCAGAUCACCGCUGGGGGAGACCACAGCUUCGCCCUGUCCCUCUCUGGAGCCGUGUUCGGCUGGGGCAAGAACAGCGCCGGGCAGCUGGGACUGGGGGACACAAUAGACAGACCUGCUCCAGCUCCUGUUGAUUGCCUGAAUCUAAAGAAGACCGUUGCUGUUUCCUGUGGAGGGGAGCAUACUGCUGUUCUGACAAAGGGAGGUUUAGUGUUCACAUUUGGCUCGGGUCGAUAUGGACAGCUUGGACACAACACUCUCAGAAAUGAACUACGACCUCGACUGGUGGCCGAACUCUGGGGGGCAAAGGUGACCCAGAUAGCAUGUGGAAGAAACCACACAUUGGCGUUUGUGGGCUCCUUCAAAAAUAUCUACUCAUUUGGGCAUGGAGAGCAAGGGCAGCUGGGAAAUGGAGUCAAGAUGGAUCAGUCUGUGCCUCUGCCAGUACAGCUCCCACAGGACCACAUUGAUGACCAGCAAAUUGAACAAACCUUUGCUGGAGGAAACCAUUCUUUUGCCGUGUGCAGUUCCGCUAAGGAAUCAGGAAAAGGGAUGAAUGACUCCCGUGUUGAAAAAAUGAUUCAAACAUUAGACAAUGACGUCAUUGACAGAUGGAUCUUGCAAUGCGACUCAAAAUCAUGGGAGAAAAUACAGAAGGAAAUCACAGAAACGUUCUCUUCUGCAUCAUGUUUAAAUGGGAGCUUCCUGGACAAAAGUCAUGAUAAACACUACCAAACCUCAAUGAAGCACUCUGGCCUGGACUUGUCACUCGCCCGAAUGGCUUUUCAAAGGCUUGCAGAAAAGGACAAAGUUCUGGCUGAGGUUGAAGAUGUUGUCCAGCGCAUACUCCUUCCCUCCCUGAGUAAGGAUCCAAUUGGUGUGGAGUGUCUGAGGGUGUACCUCAUCAUCCCUGAGCUCCUGAGGGUUCUCCUAAAACAACAACGUGGCAUAGACAUUACUGAGGCCUUCGCUGCUGCCGUCCUCAGACUGAACCCAGACAAGCUCCAGGUCCUUGAGGGCCUAUGGUCGACACUGUCAGAUUCCUUCUUCCGAACCGUGGUGAAAGUAUUCCACUCCGUGUCAGCAGAGUACCUUCACCAGAUGGCAGUCAAACGAUGUGAUCAUAGAAAAUCAUUAAAGAAGACUUUUGGGGUUCUGAAAAGGCUUUAUGAUGCGAACAGCAAGAGACACAGAAGAAUCACAGUUGACACUUUCCAUGUCAACAAAGUCAGUUCUCUCUUUCAGGCUAAGCUGGUACGAGACUUAAAUUCAGAACUGAGAGAGCUGGUCUGGGAUAUCUCAGGAGAGGAUGACACAUAUUGGAUUGAAAGUGACAUGAUAUUGAGCAAAAUAAAACAUUAUAAGGAUAACAUAUUAUGCCUCCUGAAGGACUACCCCUGUAUCCUGGACACUGAAGCCAAAUGUACAGUGUGGAUGUAUGCAUUUGAUCAGAUCAAAGAUUGUCAUGAGGACAUCGAAUACGGUUGGUUUUGUGACGACACCCUAAAGGUGGAUCGGGAAACACUUCUGGAUGAUACCUUUCAGCAACUGCGAAAAAUGAUUUGCCACAUGGUGGCUUUAAAGGUGAAGUUUCAAGCGGAGGAUGGUGUGGAUGAAGGUGGUGUUUCACUGGAAUUCUUCAGCCUCCUGGGGAGGGAACUUCUCACAAUGGAACCAAAGACACUGGAGGUUUACGAGUCUGGACUAGCAUGGCUCACAACAGAUGACGGCGGUAUCACUGAUGAAUUCUACUUACUUGGGCUGCUCUGUGGGAAGGCACUGUAUAAUCAGUGUGUUCUGAACCUCUGCUUCCCUCUGGCUCUCUUCAAGAAGCUUCUGGGUCUGACUACAACAUUGGAUGACCUUAAAGAGCUGUCUCCAACUGAAGCAAGUGGCUUGCAGUAUGUGUUGGAUGAAGAUGAGGAGGUUGUUGAAGCGCUGGAUUUGGUUUUCAUGGACAAAGGGCAAGAACUGAUACCAAAUGGAGAGGAGCUCCCAGUUACCAUGAUCAACAGGAAGAAAUAUGUUGACUUGUACGUUGACAUGAAGCUCAACAAGUCAGUGCAGAGCCAGUUUGCAGACUUUGAGAAAGGCUUCCACAAAGGCUGCCCUACACAGACAUGGAGGAUGUUUCUACCUGAGGAGCUGAUGACACUUCUACAAGGAGAUGACAACUACGAGUGGGACAAGUUGAGAGAGAAUGCCAAGUAUCAAGGAUAUAGGCCCACAGAUGACAUCAUCCAGAACUUCUGGAGGGUUUUCACAGAGUUCUCAGAGGAGGAAAAGAAGAAGUUCCUAACUUUUCUGACUGGAACGGACAGACUGCCCAGAGGACAAAGUCUCUCCAAACUGCAGAUGCAAAUCACGUCUUUGGGCAGCACUGACGCUGAUGAAUAUUAUCCGAAAGCACAAACGUGCUCUGUGACGUUAUGCCUCCCUAACUACAGCAGUAUCGACACACUACAGGAGAAACUUCUCCAUGCUAUCACCCACUGUGAUGUGUUUGGAGAUGCUUGAAAUGGGAAGUAUGUUACUAGUAGCCUAGCAGUUUGUUUUUAUCUACGUCUGUCAAUAUUAUGAUUUUAUUUAGUCAAUGAAGCACAUUCAGAGCUAACACCUGAAAAUAUUCAGACAUUAAGAGCAGUCUUUAUAAAUAUAAACUUUCAUAAAUGCUUAAUGUUUUUUUCCAGUGAAACCACUGUUAAUAGAAACAUUUACGCCUCCUCCGGACCCCUCGUAGCCUAAUGUGCUGUUGAUUGGUCAAAUAAUUAUGAACUAAAUGAAUGAAAGCCAAUCAUACUUUAAUGAUCAAACAGUGGAGUAAAUUGAGAGAAAUUGAGAGCUCUUUAUCUCUUUACAGAUUGGCUGUGGGUAUGAAUUCUUAGGAACCCUCUUUCGGAAAUGUUUGAAUUUUAGCUAACCUUAACCCUUUUUCUAUCCUUAACCUAAUUCUCCUAAUCUGCUGCAUUAAUUAUCCUCAUUUGCUGUGUAAAUUCUCCUAAUCUGCUACAAAAAGUGAAAUUCUAGUCAAUUCUGACAUAAACUGUAGGAUAUUCCAUCUUGACAAAAAAAAACUUUUCCUGGUAGCUAAAGGUCCGAAGAUUCUGAGCAUGUGCGUAAUUCUCUACCUUACGCACAGCCUCUGCUACAGUUUGGCUGCCCAGAGAACAGGAUACUCCGGUGAAUGGUGCUUGUUUAAUAAAGUUAGAUCAAAGCUGAAUCAGUGUCUGCAGAAUGAAAUAUAAUAGCAUCAGGGCUGUAGCUACAUAAGAGGACAAAUGAAAAUAAGAUCAGCUUUAAUAUUGCGGAUAGAUUGAGGCUUCUGUCAAUGUAGUUGUCUGCAUCAUUUCCAAUCCCCCAUAUAUUUUUGUUUGUUUUUAGUCCCAUCCUUCAGCUACCCUCAACCCCUCCUAUCUAUCUUUGAAGACCUCCCAGUUUGAUUUCUCUUGGCCAUUAUAUUUUUUUAAACUGUGCUGUAUAGGGCCUGAACUUAUUGUUGAGAGUUAGAAUAGUAUAAUACAUAUUCUGCAAUUGGCAGUUUUCCUCUUGUUAUAUGUCACUCAAUUAGCCCAUGUUAAUUCAUAUUUUACAGAUUGGUACAUUAGCUAUCUAAACUUGUACAUUUUAGAAGACACUCUUAUCCAGAGCAAUUAGAGUUAUGUAUUUUUUACCUAGUCGGCUCAAGGAUUCUAAUACAAAUGUAUUAACCACAGAUUAUCAAGUCAUUUCACAUAACAUGGAAUGUGUUAGAAUUGCAAAAUGAAUGUGUUAAUUUUGUGUGAAAUUUUCAGUAGGGCUACUGCCAAGACAAUUCCCCCCUCAGGGACAUUAAAGGGCAAUUACUCCCAUUUCAACUUCAUAUUCAUUAUCUACAGCACCAAUCCAGUGUCUACAUGUGUGAAAACAGUGCGCUUCUAUGAUCCGUGGUUAAAAAGAUAAGAAGGUCCUAAAAAAAAUGCUUCUCUGUGACAUCACAGGGUAGGAUUCAAAGUUUAAAAAACUGUGAUUGAAAAAAAACCUGCAAUGUGGUUCUACCCAGAGGGAAGGUAUUAUCUUGCUCCCCACAUCACCGCGAAUCUCAGUGUUGGAAAACCACUGUUUUUAAAACUUUUGAUGAUGUUAUCAAGUAGAACUUUUUAAUGUUAUAUAUAUAUAUAUAUAUUUACAAAACAUAGAAAUGCACCGUUUCCACAUAUGUACACACUGGUAUUGUGCUGCAGAUAAUGAAAGUAAGGUUGAAAAGUGGUGGAAUUGCCCUUUAAAGUCUAUCCUAUCCUCACCUGUCCAUCCCUGGUCUGCAGCAGCAUCUCCUCCCUCAGAUGGAAAUCACUAGCCUUGGGGAAACCCUGGAAGUGCUGGUGUAACGUCCAGGCCUUGGACACAGUCAUGGUACUAUGCUCCUCUAGUCUAAAGCAGUGGAUCUGUAGAGACUGGCUGGAGGGAAGAGGAGGAGGAGACAGGGGUUUGAGUGUAUGAAAGGGACAGAGAGAGAUAUAGAACAUGUGUUGUGUCUCUAGGAUGGAAAUCACAUUGUAAAUAUUUGCAUUCCUCUGUGCAUAUCCUAAUAAAUCUUAUCACAGCUGUACAGCUAUGUUACACAGGGUAGGUCAUGAAAA